Homarus americanus (American lobster) is the source of this 5268-nucleotide messenger RNA. RefSeq lists its product as uncharacterized. Gene Ontology annotation, cellular component: cell periphery. The transcript is spliced from 10 exons. The coding region runs from base 363 to 3512 and encodes 1049 amino acids. The record is from RefSeq and is a predicted model, not a curated record. NCBI's taxonomy places the organism in Eukaryota, Metazoa, Arthropoda, Malacostraca, Decapoda, Nephropidae.
CUCCUGCAGGUGUGACGUCGUACAAGGUGGUGGCGCCCGCCCACUACACCGCCCUCCGAGGACCCCUUACUGUUGUGGUCUACCUCGUCCCCACACCCCCACCGACGGAGGUGCCGCUCUAUACCUGGGACUUUGAGAACAACAAAUCUGCCCUCCCGCUGAACACCUCAUUCUCCGACCCCGAGGAGGACGACACCGACGAUUACAACUUUAACAACAACUACUCUGCUGAGCCCUCCCAACCUCGGCGCCUCUACAACGAUGGGGGAGGAGGAGGACGAGGAGGAGGACGAGGAGGAGGAAGAGGAGGAGGAGGAGGAGGAGGAGGAGGACCCCCACCAGACACGCCUACAGAACCUUUGAUGCUGUCGUUGUUCGCGAAGGGGAGUGUCCGAGCCAUCAAAACUUACCUGGUGAAGGAAGACCUGGACAAGAGGACCAUGUUCUUCACCUGCGGGAUGGUGGUACAGGGCGGCAUUCACUUCUUAAGGUUGGAGCGGGGGUCACAGGUGGUGGCCGAGAGUGGGGCGGUGGAGGUGUCGUGGCCCGCCAUGGUGAUCACUGUUCCUCGCCGCGUGGAGACCUACAGUACCCCUAUCAGUGUUAAUAUCAGGUUCACGCAGUCUAAUUGUCGGGCCAUUAGCUCCAUCACCUUCACCACGUGGGUGGACCUCCUCUACCACGGUGUACCGGUGACCGAGGCCGACGCCGAGGACAACUUCACCGCCACACUCACCACCACUACCAUCACGCCCUCGUUCAGGCAGCGUGACAAGAGACCCUGGUCUUUCCUUCAACACAAACUGGAAAAUUCUCUACGGCGACGCCGAAGCAGGAGGAACAAAGAGCUUGCCAUACGCAAAAAGAUAAAAAGGAAAAACAGACGAGCAAAGAGAAAGAUGAGGAGAAGACGGGGGAAAAAAGACGCUUAUCAGAGGUACUGGGAUUGGAUAGGGAGGCACCGUCGGGCGCUAGUGGAGGGGGAGGAGGAGGCGGAGCUUCCUGCCCGGAUGUUUGUGAGGUCCUCAGGGGCGCGGGUGAUGCAGGUGAGGAGUAAGCCCCUGGUGACGUUCUACGAACUUGCGUACCACACUGUGCAGUUCCCCUGCAACACGGUGGGCCCCGCUGGACUCUACAGCAUCAGGAUCAACACCAACGUUCCCACCAGGCCCGUGGUGGCCUCUUCCGCGUUGUUCCCGGUGGUGUGGAGCGAUUUGUUUACACUACACGUGCAGGCCUCCAACCUCAAUCCAUGUAUUGGGUCCAUCGGCGUGCAGGUGACGUAUCCCUCGUGCAUCGGCGACACCGACAAGGUGAGGCUGUACGCCAGGAUCAGGGCCAACGUCACCUCCGCCAGCCCGCCCAUUUACGAGAAAUACUUGGCGGAGUACCGGGUCAGGAAGCCAAUGACGACGGCGGAGUUCUCGUGUGACCUCUUCAAGCAGGAGGCAACUGACUACUGCUUCGUAUACGUCAACACGGCCGAGAAGAAGGUGGUGUCAGAGGUCAGGAGGAAGUGUGUGCCCUUCUACAAGCCCAAAGCGAUGCGGGAUAAUGGCAACUGGGGGGACUGGAAGGAGUGGACCGAGUGUACCUCUACGUGUGGCUCCGGGCAGCGCCUCCGUCACCGCUUCUGCGACAAUCCACCUCCCAGGAACGGGGGCACCUUUUGCCAGGGGGACGCCAUACAAGCUGAGUCGUGUGAGGGCCCAGCAUGUGUGCCAGCCAGCCAGCAGCCAGCGGCGGCCUCCUCCACCCCCGGAGCUGACAACAGCUGCUCCUGUGGAUGUACCCUCAGCCUCAUUAACGGCUUUUCCGAGUCCGUCUCCGCCUCGGCUGCUGUCUGCUACGGCACCUCCAUUUGGGUCCUUGAGGCACCACCAGGGGAGAAGGUGGUGGCGGAGGUGGCCUGGGCGUCUCUCAGACCAGGAGCUCAGUGGCUGAAAAUGCGGGAUGGUGGCAACGUAUCUGACCCUCUCCUCGUCCGUCUACCCUCAUCCAUGCCUGAAGACGACCUGCUACACUACCCUGCACACUCUCAGCGACGCCUAGCAGCCACACGCCGCCGCUCCUCCUCCGGGUCCAAGCUACUUCUGGAGUUUCGGUCGGACAUAAACACGUCAUUAAGUGGCCUGAACCCCGCUUCCUACGGGUUCCUGGUCACCGUCUUCUCCACGGCAGAUAAAAGUGUGCUGGGUGCCGUGGGUGGCAGUGUAGGGGAGACUGAGCCAGGGACCACACAGUCCUGGCUGUUAGAGGGGAUGCACGUGGCUGCUGUGGUGUUCGUAGCAGCACUGAUGGCUGCUGUGGUUGUGCUGGCAGUCUACCACUGGCGGAGGUAUCGUCUCUACAAGCGGGCGCGGCUCAUCCCGGAGUCUCCAUAUGCCACGCCGCCCACCACGCCCUCCAAGAAUCCUACCGAUGCCUCUUCUACCCUCACGCUCACCGAGGUCAUUUCACUCAAGUCUCUGGUGCCUCGACGCAAACUACCUGUGUCACUGCCACUGAAACAUCGAGGCAGGUCUGCUUCUUAUUCUCCUUUGGAUAAUGAUCAGCCCCAUGAGGCUCCCCAGCACUCGCUCCCCAACUCUCCAUUCCUCACCAGGCGAGUCACCACGCCCUCUACUCUCAGAAGGUCUUCCUCACAUCUAGGACGCUUGUUGAGGAAGGGAAGUGGAACUUUCAAGCGUAAGAAGAGACGAUUUGCUUCCGUUGACGAGCUCGAGACUCGCUGUAUCUCACCCAUCCAUGAAAUACAGCGAGAGGACGAGGGAGACAGUGGGAAAGAGGGACCAGUUGUGGAUAUAAACAUGAAGGGAGAAGAGAAUUCUGCCAAGUACCGUGAGUAUCGCAAAUCAUUGGCAUCGGAAGUGGCCAAGGACUCUCGACUGACCCCCAAGUUUGCCAAAGAGAGAAUGAAUCUGGAGCGUGUAAGACGUUCAGCUAUCUCUCGCUCCACCUCCAACGCCACCAUGAGAGCUGCCUCCUCUGUGUCAGAUAUGUCCGUCAACGGCACCGACACCGAGAUGGAGUACGACUACUAUGACUAUGACAUGGAAAACGCCUCAGCCGUGCCGGGGUCCUUGUUUGGCCUUGACCCACUCCUGCUGGCCUGGGCACCGCCUUUCUUUCCCGGUGACAACUCUCCCCCAGACCAGGGCAUUCCUUUAAACAUACUCAACCUGACCGAAGCCACACCCACAUCUGAGGAACCUUCGAGGCCUACUGCUCUCCCACUCCAAAAUCCCAACAUCCCUCACGUCGAUCCCCCGAAAUCAAUAGCCAUGCAGAUAAGUAUCAAAUCUGAUGAAGCUAAUGACCGUCCCUCGCUGCAAGGUGAUUCUGUCGUCCAAAACGGCUCUCAGGACCAGAGUCAACAUAACGACGACGACGAUGAUGAUGAUGAUGACGACGAUGACCGGACGCCCACCACACAAAGCAGCAAGAUUCUAAAUAACCUCGAUGACAUUCAGUUCGCCGAUGACUCCGAUAUCGAAGAGGAUGCCUUAUAGUACUACCUUCUCUCUUUGAACCUCACCCCAUGUCCGAGUUAACAGGCAUGGGGGCAGGUCUGUCAACGCUUUAAACUACUGUACUUCUCUGGGUCUGGUUGUUUAUACAAUUUGUCAUCAAGAAGUAUAUUUCUGUAACGUGUCUUGGCUGUAUGUAGUAUGGUAAGGGGAGGGGGGGAUACAGCUUUAAAGAAACCUAUUACUGUAGUCUGCUAAGUCUUUUUUCCUGAGUGAUAUCUUGAAUCUAUCUGUCUACUUAUGGUACAAUUAGGUGUUAAUAGAUUUUGUUAUGUGUGAAGGUCUCAGUAACUCGAGGCACCCACUGCUCAGUAGAUACCAAGUUCCUGUCACAUUUCUUUGGUGUUCCCAGUUAAUUUAAAGUCAACCAAGCUUACUUUAUUGUUUUGUUUACUAUGUUAAGUGUACAUUUGUGUUUUAGACGAAUUUUCCUGAUUUAUAUAUUUGUUAGAUUUGAAUAAAUUGUAAGUUGAGUCACUGUACUGUAGUGUGAAGAGAGGCCACAGACAGAGUAUUUGAGUAAGUGAUAAGGCUGCAAUUUACUAUUAACGUAUUAUUCCUUACGAAGAGACAUUCAGCAAUGGUCUUCUGAUAGUUGUGAGCCUCAAUUUGAAGCCCUGUUUUCAGAAUCGCCAAAUUGAUAGUCAUAAUGUUUGUAAAACUGCCAAAUUCUCUCGUCUUAUUGUCUACCAAACUGUCAAACUGCAUCAAACUGCCAAGAUAUAUGUCAAACUGGACAAAAGAAGAUGUUUUAUGACAAAGGUUUGUCUGUGAAGAGAUAAACACACUUAAUAAUGGAUAAUAAACUCCUGAUCUAGUGAUGGAAACACUAAAAUACGUACUGUUGAUAACUUUUUGCUGAUAUCCUUUGGCCAUUUCUGUAACACUCAUUCCAAAAAUUAUAUCUACAGAGGGUCCGAUGAAUUUCAAAGUGAACACAGCGACUGCUGUUGUCUUGAUAGGGUUGUUAAAAUCCUUCGUCCGUUGUGUCAUAUUGUCUCACUCAAAGUCGUAAAGAUCUUUUUUGGAGCAAAUUCCUGUUCAAGAUUCCUUCACGUAAUUCGCAACUGGAAGAAAACGAAACUCAACAAUGGUAAACUAAAAAUGAUUUACAGACAAAAACUCGACACUCAACCGCCGAGGUCAAGUGGAUGAUUUUACAGUACUUCAUUGUUUUGGUUUUGGUGCAAUUUUAGGUGCUUCAUCUGCCAUGGAUAUUUAGUAUCGAUUUCAAAUCAUAUUUUUUUGGCGUGGCAACAGAUGGAUUUUAAAAAUUGCCGACAGUCUGACCAUGAUAGGAGUUAAUGUUACUCUAAAUAUCAGCAGGUUGACUUCUCUCUGUGGUACAACUUCUUUAUACAAAUGAAUAUUGUAUAUGUAUAUUUUUUACUUGUCUGUACAAAAGAAAUUAUUUCAAUUUAAGGGUAAUCUAGUUCAUAUCCCCAGCUUACUUAGUGCUUCUUGUUGAUAGUGCAGAGAGAGAAAUGACACAGGAAAAGAAAAAUGCGAAGGAUGAAUACAAACAUUAAAAGAGAGAGAAUCAGUGAAUGAGAAAAUCAGAAAGAUUUGGAAAUAAAAAACGUGUUCUACCAUGUACAGUAUCACGCCCUCUAGCAGUAUCUAAGAGGGUCAUCAGAGGAAAAUCUGACAUGAGAGAGAGGACUUCUGGUAAGUGUGAUUGAUGUAAGUUGGGGAGAUUCUUGGGUACGUAUGUACUUGAAUAUAUACUGUUAAAAUA